CUUCAGUUGACUGCGGAUGCCGAGCAAGAUCAUACAGAACCCAAUAUUUAUCCCCGGACGUUAGCUUUGAGUCAACUCGGUUGCAGAAGACGGAGAAAGCUCACAGUUCUAAACUUCAAUAGGAAGGAAAAGAAGAAGGUGAAAGUAAAUGCAAUGGCGACUGUGUCGUCAACUGACAGUGGAUGUUUUAGUAGCGAAUUAGGUGGCGAAGAUGAAGAGACUGAAACUCUAAUUUCUAAUUCAAGAAGCUUCUCUGACGGUUCAUCUUUUGAGUUGGAUCAAUCGUUGGCCGAGGAAGACUCUCCCGUGGAAAUCAAGAGGAACAAGAAAAAAGUUAACGGUAAGAAGAUGAAGAGACUAAGAAGCUUUGGGUCAAAGAAAUACAAAGGAUCGUUAGCAGAGAAAAACUCCAUGGAGAGGUUCUAUUCUGAAAAGGACGAUGAUGAUACCGCCGUGCAAGGCGGAGCGGAGGAGAAGAAAUCGGAAGAUCCUUAUAAAGACUUCAAGAGAUCGAUGCUGGAAAUGAUAAUGGAGAAACAGAUGUUUGAAGCAAGAGAUUUUGUAAUCUGGAGGGGUUCUAUAAAACUAUCUCUGAAAUGCAUGUAA
Messenger RNA from Hibiscus syriacus, 606 nucleotides. RefSeq names its product transcription repressor OFP8-like. Gene Ontology annotation, biological process: negative regulation of DNA-templated transcription. NCBI's taxonomy places the organism in Eukaryota, Viridiplantae, Streptophyta, Magnoliopsida, Malvales, Malvaceae. Bases 154 to 606 code for a protein of 150 amino acids. The transcript has a single exon. The record is from RefSeq and is a predicted model, not a curated record.